Molecule: messenger RNA, 735 nt
Organism: Eublepharis macularius
Lineage: Eukaryota; Metazoa; Chordata; Lepidosauria; Squamata; Eublepharidae
Product: kallikrein-14-like
Exons: 4
Coding region: 1-735 (244 amino acids)
Biological process (GO): proteolysis
Molecular function (GO): serine-type endopeptidase activity
Source: RefSeq, a predicted model, not a curated record
AUGUCAGAUCAUGUACUGAUAAUUAAGUUCUUUGCAGGAUGCGCCCAGGAUGAUGAGGGACGUAUCAUUGGAGGGUAUCCCUGCAUUCCUCAUUCUCAGCCCUGGCAGGCUUAUGUGACUGGACAGUACAUUUGUGGGGGAACACUGAUUGCGCCAGGCUGGGUACUGACUGCUGCACACUGUCUUAGCCGCAACAUGGUUGUCCGGCUGGGGGAACACAACCUCCAUUACUGGGAUGGAAUAGAGCAGAUCCGGAGAGUGGUCAGGGCCAUUCGGCAUCCCCAGUAUGACACCCGCACUCUCAACAAUGAUAUCAUGCUUCUUAAAAUGGACAGGCCUGUCUCUUUGAGCCGGAAUAUAAGGCCCCUGAGAUUACCUUUCCGCUGCAGCAGCCCUGGAACUCCAUGCCUCGUAUCUGGAUGGGGCACCGUCAGCUCUCCCCAAGCGUCUUUCCCAAACGUCCUGCAGUGUGCAAACGUCCGGCUCUUCAGCCGAAGGUAUUGUGAGUCAUCUUAUCCUGGACUCAUCACAAAGAACAUGAUUUGUGCUGGCAUCCUAGAAGGGGGAGUGGACUCUUGCCAGGGUGAUUCGGGAGGGCCUCUUGUCUGCAGAGGCCAGUUGGAAGGGAUUGUCUCCUGGGGUAUGGAGACAUGUGCGCAGUCCAAAUAUCCUGGGGUUUACACCAGGGUAUGCAAUUACAAGGACUGGGUCAACCAAGUCAUCAGGUGGAAUUAA